AAAUGCCAAGUUGAACGACUUCUACCACGCUCAGAGUCGCAUGCCUUUGCUAAGAUGGCCCAUAACUGCUCCAAUGCCUUGGCUUUACGUAUGCCCGUCCAAGCUUGUCAUGGCUGGCUCGAGUACAUGUAAAAAUGCCCUCCGAAACCAUUUUGGCGCCAGCUCUCCAUUUGCAAGACAUUGGCGGGUAGACUGCAGGGUAAUUUCGACUAUGGCAAGAAGUGUUGUCGGAAAAUCAGGGCGGAUCUAUACGCUCCAAGAGACUAUUCAGGACAUGGGACGGCCGCUGUCAUGCGUCUUCCGUGCGAGUGAUGGCACGAACGAGUUCAUCUUAAAAGAGGUUCCGCAGGACUGGAACGCACGUCUGCAGAUCUACAACCUCAUCGGCAGCAGUCCUUUCGUACGCAACCUGGUUGACACUGUCCCGGAGCGGAAAAUCUUCGUUUUCGACCACCUUCAAACAAACCUCUUACAACUUGCUCAGAAGGAUCUCCCCCAAUCGACAAUGAAGCACAUUUUGAAAUGCACGCUCUCCGGCAUCGCUGCGAUGCAUGAGAAAGACAUCAUUCAUAACGAUAUAAAGGCCAAUAAUAUCAUGGUUCAGAUGACACCACCUGAGUCUGAAUGGAAGAUUGCGAAAGUCCAAGUAGUGGAUCUCGAGGAUUCGGCUCAUCUUCGCGGUCCAGAAUCAGCUGUCAUAGGUGCGCAGGUCGGUAACAUCAUGUGGCGGAGUCCAGAGGCUCACGCCAUGGGGCCUAUCCGUAAACCGUCAGACAUCUUCUCCUUUGGUCUCGUUUGUAUUUACGCAAUGACCCAGAUACUGCCAUUCGCAGUGGACGAGUCUGAGCUGCCGGAAGGAAUCGAUCCUUUAGCCGUUGUCCUCGAGCUUCAAAUUUCCUACUUCGCAGAAGUGGAUGAUUUGAAUGCAUUUCUACGAUACUUGGGCGAUAAGCCCGAGUGGGUCGAAAUCUUCCAAGCAGUGGCGAGCGCAUUCGCUGGAGAUCAGCCUAGAAGGCCGUUCCGACUCUGGGAAGGAAUAGACGUGGAUCAAGCAGAUUCGUUCAGAAGUCUCAUUCUCGGAUUAACGAAUUUUGAUCCGGCAAAGAGAUUGACGGCGCAGCAGGCUCUAGAACAUGAGUGGUUCAAAGAUGACAUGAUUCCCCAAAGUUGAUAUUGUCCCAACGACCCUGGUCUUUGGCUUCACGCAGAUCACACAUUGUUUCUGUCGACGUGGUGGCGUUACUCUUGGCAGGAUUGGAUGGGAGAUUUCAACGGACGCCGAAGACACUUCGUGACAAGCUAGCUGCGAUGGUAGGGGAGAAGCGGCAAUAAAGUGAGAGGAGAAUAUCGACAUGUCGCUAUAGACCAUUUGGAUCACGAACACCUUACAGUCGGGACGGCAACGGCACAUGAGGUGACUGAUUUGAACAUCCGUCCAGUGAAUUAUGCGGCAUGCGCCAAGUAUUUGAUUCUGGUGAAUCAGGCGUCGCCAGCGGACUUGCGGGCUCCCUUAGGGACACUUUCACAAUGUAUUGUUUCUAGAAGGCGCAUGACCCGGCGAGGCUGAUCUGUAAACAAC
This is a messenger RNA of Sphaerulina musiva SO2202, 1579 nucleotides long. RefSeq names its product kinase-like protein. Gene Ontology annotation, molecular function: ATP binding; protein serine/threonine kinase activity. Lineage: Eukaryota; Fungi; Ascomycota; Dothideomycetes; Mycosphaerellales; Mycosphaerellaceae. The record is from RefSeq and is a predicted model, not a curated record. The coding region runs from base 212 to 1171 and encodes 319 amino acids. Gene Ontology annotation, cellular component: cytoplasm. Gene Ontology annotation, biological process: protein phosphorylation. The transcript has 4 exons.